Pristis pectinata (smalltooth sawfish) is the source of this 11259-nucleotide messenger RNA. RefSeq names its product sterol O-acyltransferase 1 (gene soat1). Gene Ontology annotation, molecular function: cholesterol O-acyltransferase activity; cholesterol binding; fatty-acyl-CoA binding. NCBI's taxonomy places the organism in Eukaryota, Metazoa, Chordata, Chondrichthyes, Rhinopristiformes, Pristidae. Gene Ontology annotation, biological process: cholesterol metabolic process; cholesterol efflux. The transcript is spliced from 16 exons. The record is from RefSeq and is a predicted model, not a curated record. Gene Ontology annotation, cellular component: endoplasmic reticulum membrane. Bases 337 to 1989 code for a protein of 550 amino acids.
UUUUUAAUUAUUACUUUGCAUCCUUCUCCGUGCUUUUCCCAUCCGACAGACAGUGAAGGAGGCGAUUAAACAAACGUGCAAAUUUCUUGCUCAUUUGCAUCAGCAGGCGAGGUUACUAGCGGACACAGACCAAGGCCAGGGUCCAGGAAUAGUUACCCCCACCCCGCGCAAUCUUGCUUCAUCUUUCCCUCGCCUUGCGUCGCCGCGCAGACGCUAUGACUCACAUUCUCUUUCGGAACGCGGAGACUAGCAGCGGCUACAUUAGUAUCGGUUGUGGGAGCAGGUGAACAGCACCAGUACCUCGCAGUGUCGUGAGGCCGCCUGCUCCGGAAGCUGAUGGCGAGUGGGACAACAAUGACGCUUCGAGGCCGGCGUAUUUCCGCGAAGUCUAUGGAUGGGGAUGGUAUGAGAGCCUCAGAGGGACCUGGCGAGGAGUGCGCCCGAUCGGUCAGUAAUGGAAAAGUAGAUGCUGAAUAUGCAAUCAAUAAAAAGAUGCAGCUGAAGCUUAAGGCUGAGCAAAUGAAGAAUGACUUGCUGAGACAGCUUGAUUCUCAUUUUAACCAUUUUGUGGAUGAUUUGAUUGAUGAAUCAACCACCUUGGAUUCCUCUGUUACUCCUUUCUUGUCUGCAUCUAUGACUAAGGAACAGGCAGCUAUGGCUAACAGACAGGCAAGGGCACCCCCAGAAAAAGGCAAGCACUUCAUGUCUCGUCGAUCUCUGCUUGAUGAACUCUUCCAAGUGAAUCAUAUCCGGACCAUUUAUCACAUGUUCAUCGCUUUACUCAUUCUGUUUAUAGUCAGUACCCUGGUAAUGGACUUCAUUGAUGAAGGAAGGCUGGUCCUUGACUUCGAUCUAUUGGUUUAUGCUUUUGGGAGAUUCCCAAUUGUCAUUUCCACUUGGCUUUGUAUGUUCCUGUCUACGCUUCUCAUUCCAUAUGGCUUAUUUCUAUUUUGGGCAUCUGGAUACCAGGCAACGAAACACAAGGUUCUGCGGACAGUGUUCUUUGGUGUAUUGUUCUUGCUGUUUCAGACACUAGGACUGUGGGCUGCCCCAGUCUAUACUGUCAUCCAUUUUCAACUACCUCCUGCCUCCCGCUUCAUUGUUAUCUUGGAACAGGUCCGCUUGAUGAUGAAAGCACAUUCCUUCAUACGGGAGAACUUGAGCAGAGUGGCAAUGAACAGAGAGAAAAAUGGUGGCAUUCAGCAGGUACCACAAUUCUCCCAUUACCUCUACUUCCUUUUUGCUCCUACUCUCAUCUAUCGGGACAACUAUCCCAGGAAUCCUACAAUUAGAUGGAGCUAUGUUGCUACAAAAUUUGCUCAGGUUCUGGGCUGCCUGUUUUACGCUUACUAUAUUUUUGUGCGGCUUUGUAUCCCAUUGUUCCGAAACAUCAGCCGAGAGCCAUUCAGCUUGAAGGUCCUGGUUCUUUGCAUUUUCAACUCCAUUUUGCCAGGUGUGCUUGUGCUGUUCCUGGCUUUCUUUGCAUUCCUCCACUGCUGGCUCAAUGCCUUUGCUGAAAUGCUGCAGUUUGCUGACAGGAUGUUUUAUAAGGACUGGUGGAAUUCCACAUCCUUUGCAAACUAUUACCGGACCUGGAAUGUAGUGGUCCAUGACUGGCUGUACUAUUACGCUUACAAAGAUUUUCUCUGGUUGUUCACCCACCGAUUUAGGGCUGCAGCUAUGCUGUCAGUCUUCACCGUGUCCGCUGUGGUUCACGAGUAUGUGCUGGCUGUAUGCUUUGGCUUUUUCUACCCCGUGCUCUUCUGCUUGUUCAUGUGUUUUGGAAUGGCUUUCAAUUUUGUCCUGCAUGACCGUCGGAAAGGGCCUGUUUGGAACGUGGUGAUGUGGACGUCGCUGUUUCUGGGCCAGGGCAUGCUAGUGUGUCUAUACUCACAGGAGUGGUAUGCCCAGCAGCACUGUCCCCUUACAAAUCCAUCCUUCUUGGAUAUGUUGAAGCCUCGGUCUUGGACCUGCCGCUUAAACUCGUAACGGAUGAAGCUUGUGUCCCCGAAUCUACAGAAAACUGGGAACAUUUCCGUCGGAUUGUGGCAGCACCUUUUGUAAACCAAAUGAAUGUUUUUCUUUCACCAGAUAGUGCCUGCUUCUUGUUCUGUCAUGGGUUUUGGUCAUAGAGCUGGAUAUUUUUCUGAAACAUUAAUCACAGGACAAAUACCAAUUUAGUGCUACACAUACUGUAUUAAGUAUCCAACUCUGGUGUUUGGAGGUGGGGGGAAUGCCAGAAACAAAAUAUUGAGAAGAAGGACAUCAAGAUAUUUAAAUUCAAAUUCUUUCUCCUUUCCCUGCCGUUUUGUCCCCACUAGCCAUACAAAAAGUGAGGAAAAAGUUAAACUUGAAGGUUUACAUGUUACUAGCAAAUAUACAUGCUGAAUAUGCACAAAUAAGUUUACAGGUGUGUAUCAUUUUACAAUUGAAUACAACAGUGCAACUUAAAGGGGGAGUAACUUCUUGGUUUAGCACGCUAAUGCAUUUUGUGCCAUAAAGGUGAUAACCAGAUAUGAGGCUAGCAUUCCUACUGAUAAGUUCCAUAUCUUGGUGGCAAGAAACUGCUAACGUUUUAGGUCAGAGACCUUGCUGAGCAUUUCCAGCAACUUUUAUGUUUUUUUAAAUGAUACUAGUCAGACCCACUGAACAAAUGUUUCUCCUCCCUACCCUGGGUGUCAUGGCCAAUUAAACUGCUCUCAGUGGCAUUCCAAUCAGGAAGCUGGGAAUGAAAGCAGGACCUUGGCUUUCUCCAAAAGUCAGCACAUUUACUUGCUAAGCUAGAUUCACUGAUAGAUUUCAAACAAAAAUUGGAUGGGAAACAGGAUUUACUGUUGGUGUUGGUUAAUAACUUCACUGUCAACUAAGUGAAUUAUCUAAUUUAGCAUGAGAUUGGGGGGGAAAAAAACUUGAGUAUUCUGCUCAUAAUGUCUCGCAGCAAUUAGCUUUAUGCUCUGUUUCUGCACUGGUGGAUUUUCAUCUGUUUAUUCACCCUAGGACAGUAAUUGUUGCUUAAUAAAAUGAAGGAAAAACACUAUCAACAACAAAAUUAAUUUUGACAAAAAUGGAUUGUCUUAAAGCUGUGUAUUCAAAGUUCCAAAAUCCCCUCGGCUUGUUCAAUUUUGUCAAACUUGCUGCACUAACUAAAUGAGAAUAUCCUGAAUCUAACGUAGUAGGUUAUCUGUUUAAAUCAUCAUGUGCAAUUGGAUGAAAUUGAGGUCAGAAUACAUUGUGCAUUUGGUUUUGGUUAUGAAUCCAGAAACUGAAAACCCUGUCAUUAAGCCAGGUCAAGAAAUUACUUAAUUUGAGCUGAGAACUGAGACAAUGGUGGCUGCUUAUUAUAACUAACAUUUUUGUAUGCAUUUUAUUGUAUUUUUUCUGUACUUUGUUCCAUUAAUUGAAUUCUUGGAUUGGAAGCUUAUAAAUUGAAAUACAUAAUAAAUCAAACACCCUAAUCUUUUCACUCUUCUCUGCAAAGGGUGUUUCACAAACCAAGAUCACCAUUACAUAGCACCAUGCAAUAUAUAACCCAGAAAAAGAUAUUGAUUUUUGAGGCCUUUCCUAUUAAUGUUUUACUAACUUUCCCAGUGAUCUGCUAAUGUUAAUGCAAUUCCCUCAUAGUCCUGUUUUGGGAAAUAACUCUUGAACACAAUAGCUUCUGCCUGCUGUUAGUAAAAUGUUUUGUUUUCUCUAGGCAUGGAACUAAAUGGACUAUAGUUGCACUGCAGGAUUUUGUAUCAUCUUGCUCAGACAGAUGCCAUUUAUUUGCCAGACCAAGUAGUCCUUGGCAGUAUUGUGGAAAAAUCCUUGACUGCGAUCCUAAUUACCAAAGAUGUCUAUCAAGCAAAGGAUUUCCUGGGGGGAGGGGGGAGAGAAAAAUAUAAGCAAUUAUUUAAAUAAAAUCCUUUUUAUUUGUACGGUUGGGUAGGAGACUAACUUCUACCUAAAACUUUUGUUUUUCCUGUUGGUUGUGCACUGAAUAGACUUCACAUUGCAGGUUAAGAUACAGGUGCUGCUGCUUAAUUUUUUUUAAAUUCCAAAGUACUCCCCAGUUAAUUUUUUCUACUAGUGGAUUUGCACUAAGAUUCUGUACUGAAAGAUAACCCUGUGCCAAAAUGUUUUCUUUCUGUGUAUCCUUGAAUGGAUCUUGAACUUGACCAUGAAAUCCUUGAAAAUUUGUUUUUAAAGACCUGUACUCUAAUCCCUCAUCCUGCCCCGAGCUCAGUUGAUCUUUGCAUAGCAUUGUCAGACUUUAAUUUUCUCUUUUGGAGUGCUCAGAUUUUUAAAUGUAAUUGGGGCAAUUAAUGGAUUCCAGGCUGGUCCCUGGAACUGAUAACUGCUUCAAGUAUUCUUUCUGUCAAUAUGGAAUUUGUUGUUCACUAUAUAGGAGUGGCUUCAGGUUGAAAGCAUUUUAGUGUGUAGAGGUGUUACAUGUCCAAAAUUGUAAUUGGGCACCAUGUUGCAAACACUUAACCAAAAUUUUAUAUUAGGAGAUAUUCAUUUGAUGUCCUUUACCAAGGAAGUUAUUUGUAACAAGACCUAAUUUGGACAUAGCAGCAUGCAACAUUUUCCAAAUUGCUAUUUGUCCAUUAUUUAUAAUCCAGGAUCCAAAUCCACCUCCCCCCCCAGAAUUUUGCCUGUUUCAAAAGCACUUGCAAUUAAUGUACCAUCAUACAACUUCUGUGAAAACUAUAAUUUGAAGUGCAUUUAACUAGAUGGGGACAGUAUUUGGAAAAGCAGCACAUGCUCCUAGAGAUUCAAAGGUGAAGCACAGAUUAGAUGAAUGUUGUAUUCAAUCACAGUUGUGUUUAUCCAAAUAUGUAUUUUAAAUGGGUGCAUAGUAUUUUUGGGCUAUCUAUUAAAUGAGGUGGAAAUGCCAGAGUAAAAACCCCUUGUGAAGUAUUUGGUUAAAAUGUAAAUAUGAGUAAUGGACAUGAACCACCAAAUUUAUUUUAAGUUGCCUUGGUGCUUUAACAACUGGAAAAUAUCACCUUGUUUGAAAGGAAUUUUGUCCAUAAUUUGAACAUAAUGCUGUCUACUGGUGGAGAAGAGGUUUUGUUCAUUGUGCUUGCAAUAUUCUAAUCUGAUGACAACUAUUUCAAAUGUGAUUAUACAGCAAGUAAUCUUUCUUUACUGAUACAGUAUGAUAAAUGUAAAAUAGGCCAAUGUCUGCAAUGUCGCACAAUAAUUGUAUGAUUGUUGCAGACUGUUUUGAAGGAUUUUUACUCUGACAUUUUGGCAAGUUUUAUUUUGUGUAUAUAAAAUGUACACAUCUGACUCUAAAUGCCACACUGCAGAAGAUUGCUAUCCAACACUAGCAUUCCAGCUCAAAUGUUUAAUAAUUUUGUCAUUUGAUAUCUGCCUCACUAUUGGGAUGGAUUCCAUUGCCCUCCUGACAAUUGAAACUUGUUAUAUAUCUAGUAUGUAUAAAUUUAUAAAACUAAUUCCAUCCAGUGUUUUGUAGCAAAAAAUUGUUUAUUCAAAAUGUCUGAUAUCCCAGAGUGCUUUUUGUUUUAAAUCCUUAGUGCUCUAUAAUUUUGAAAGUUGGUAUUGGAUAUUAUAAUAUACUGAUGGCUUUAAGUGUGCCUUUUAUUAUUUUCUCUGCAUUGAUUGUUUUCAUCAAACAGUGACAUUUAUCUGUGGAACUACUAUACACUUCUAUUUAAUGUAAUUUCAUUGUGAAACAGUUCUUGCUUUGAGUUCUGUGGUUCUCAUGCAAAUGUAGCCCGAUUUCGUUUCUGGGGUUUGACCUCGCCCGAUGCCAAAGCAUUUCGCUUGCCACCCUAUGGUUCAAGUUCAACAUAGAAAUAUCAGAAUCAAUGCAGAUUCUCAACUUGAAUUGCAUAUGCUGUUUACUGUAUUUUUCUGCACAGCUUCAAUAGUACAAUGAAUCACUGUUCACAAGCAGAUGCAAUCAUUUUUAUUCAAAUGAAAAACUAGUUCUGACAUUGCAGGGGGCAGUGCAUGGUUGAGAUUUCUUUUCUUAAGUUAAGAUUAGGACUCUCCAUGGAUGGUGGUUGGUCAGCUCAGACUUCUUUAUUUCUCUAAUUGACUCUUGAUUGCUAUUUUAGGUUAUGGGUUAACUUGUUGUCAAGGUGCAUUUCUGUAGCACCUUUCAACAGCUCAGAACAUCCUGGAUGUUUUAUGACCUGUGAAGUAUUGUUGAAGUCAAAUCACUGCCAAAGUGAAGGAAACAGCAACCAUUUGUGCAAUUUGCAAGGUCUGACCAAAGAAAAAUGAGGUGUAUGAUUUGGAAUAAGUAUUUUGUUGUUUGAGAAAUAAAUUUUGGCUCAGGCACUGGUACAUUUCUGCUUGUAAUUUAUGGGGCAAGUGCAUUGCUGACGAGGCCAGCAUGUUAUUUUUGUAACUUACGGUAAUUUUUAUGUCUUGCACUGCACUGCUGCCGCAAAGCAACACAUUUCACAACACGUCAGUGAUAAUAAACCUGAUUCUGACAAAUUGGAUAGACCAUAUAAGGAUAGGAGAUGGGCUUUCCUAGCGUACAUUAGGUUAUAGCGGUCUUGCAAUUGAAAGGUUUGAGUUCAAAAUCCCUGCUGUGAAAUUUAAAUAUUGUUAAUAAUCUGGAAGUGUCAUUCGUAGUGAUGAUCACAAAUUAACUGAAUUGUUUAAAAAAAAACUAUCUGAUUCAAUAAUGUAAUUUGAUGAGGAAAUCUGCCGUUCCUACCCUGUUUAGCCAAUAUGUGAAUACAAAUUCAGUUAUGUAAUUGAGUCCGAAAUGUCCCCUGAAGUGGCUGAGCAAGCAGGGCUGUUCAGAGGCAAUUAGGGAUGGGCAAUGUGUUGGCCAUGCCAGUGGCCCUGGAUACCAAAAAAUAAAUUAAGCAAAAGGCGUUUUUUGUGCUUACUGAUACUAGCUAUUAAUUUCAAAUUCGAAGGCAGAAUACAAGGUUAAUGGCAGGACUCUUAGCAGUGUAGAGGAACAGAGGGAUCUUGGGGUCCACGUCGAUAGAUCCCUCAAGGUUGCCGUGCAGGUUGAUAGAGUUGUUAAGGCAUAUGGAGUGUUGGCCUUCAUUAGUCGGGGGAUUGAGUUCAAGAGCCACAAGGUGAUGUUGCAGUUCUGUAGAACUCUGGUCAGACCAUACCUGGAGUAUUGUGUUCCGUUCUGGUCGCCUCAUUAUAGGAAGGAUGUGGAAGCUUUAGAGAGGGUGCAGAGGAGAUUUACCAGGAUGUUGUCUGGAUUGGAAAGCAUGUCUUAUGAGAAUAGGUUGAGAGAGCUAGGGCUUUUCUUUUUGGAGAGAAGGAGGAUGAGAGGUGACUUGAUGGAGGUUUACAAGGUGAUAAGAGGCAUAGCUUGAGUGGACAGUCAGAGACUUUUUCCCAGGGCAACAAUGGCUAACACAAGGGGGCAACUGCUCUGCCCAGGACUGCAAGAAACUGCAGAGAGUUGUGGGCACAGCCCAUUGCAUCAUGGACACCAGCCUCCCCUCCUUGGACUCUGUCUUUACCUCUUGCUGUCUUGGUGAGGUAGCCAGCAUAAUCAAAGACCCCACCCACCCAGGACAUUCUCUUUUCUCUCCUCUUCCAUCGGGUAGAAGAUACAGGAGCCUGAGGGCACGUACCACUAGACUUAAGGACAGCUCCUACCCCACUGUGAUAAGACUAUUGAAUGGUUCCCUUAUACGAUGAGAUGGACUCUGACCUCACGAUCUACCUUGUUGUGACCUUGCACCUUAUUGUACUGCACUUUCUCUGUAGCUGUGACACUUUACUCUGUACUGUUAUUGUUUUUACCUGUACUACAUCAAUGCACUCUGUACUGACUCAAUGUAACUGCACUGUGUAAUGAAUUGACCUGUACGAUCGGUAUGCAAGACAAGUUUUUCACUGCACCUCGGUACAAGUGACAAUAAUAUACCAAUACCAUAAUUUUAAGGUGAUUGGAGGAAGGUAUAAGGGGGACGUCGGGGUAAGUUUUUGUUACACAGAGUGGUGGGUGCGUAGAGCGCACUGCCUGCAGAGGUUGUGGGGGCAGAUACAUUCGGGACAUUUAAGAGGCUCUUGGACACAUGAAUGAUAGAAAAAUAAGGGGGCUCUGUGGGAGGGAAGGUUUAGAUAGAUCUUAGAGCAGGAUAAAAUGUCGACACAACACCGUGGGCUGAAGGGCCUGUACUGUGCUGUCGUGUUCUAUAUAUUUGUUGCCCAUUCCCAUAUGCUCUUGAGAAAGUGGUGGUGAGCUGCCUCCUUGAAAUACUGCAGUACCUCUAUACUUCUACUGUGUUAUUGUAUAAUGAGUCCCAGGAUUUAGACCCAGUAAUAAAGAAACUGGUGACAUUUCUGUCAGGGUGCUGUUACUUAGAGGAAAAUCCUACAAAAGGGCUUUUCCUUCUUGCUGCUCUUCUACUUGCAGGUCGUAGAAAUAACCUGGUUUGGAUGUGCUGUUGAAGUUGUGCAUUUUGUAGAUGGUGUGCUGAUGUUGAGGGAAUUAAUGUUUGGGCUGGUGGUUGGGAUGCUAAUCAAUUUGUUGAUUAGCAUCCCAACCACCUAGAUGGUAAAAUGUUGCUUGUGUUGUUGGAGUUGCACUUAUCUGGGAAAAGUGUAAAAUAUUUCCUCAUUUUCCUGACCUGUGCUUUGUAGUUAUGGGAAAGCUUUGGGUUGUGAGGAAAUCAGUUAUUAGUUGCAAAAUAGUUAACCCUCUUUUCUGCUUUUGCUGCCACAAUGUGUAUGUGGUUAGUCCAGUUUUUUUUCCCCCCAGGAUUUUGAUAGUGGGGAACAGUACAGCCCAGAAGAUAAUUUAUGUUGACCUACUGCAGGGAUUUCUGAUCAGCAUCUAAUUUGAAAAAUGCCACCUUGCAAGAGACCAGCACUGAAAUCCUAACCUAAAAUGUGUUUCAACUCUGGGCUUGGAGUCCACAAAUAUCUGAAUUGAAUGAGUGUACAGAUAGUUGUAUUAAAACAAUUUAAAAAAAAAAAAAAAAAAAAAAAAAUUUUUUUUGCAAUGAUCUUGCAGUAUAGAUCACUUGCAAAACUUGCUCAGUUUUCUCCUUGAUGGUUGACAUACUACGAAUCAUUGAGAGAAUUCAAAGCAAAAUUAUACACUGUUCACUUUUGUUUCAAGUGUACCAUGAUCAAGGAAGGCAAUCUGAAGGGAUUAUCAAUUUGCCAUGGGGCAAAAUGAUUAAAAUCAGUUGUUACCAAAAUUCACUGAAGUUUGUCCACAAGCUGUGUCACUUGGCCCAUAAAUGAUGUGCAGAAAUGUCCCAGUGAUCCAGCUAAUUUCCAGGUGUUUGACAAAUAAAAGGGUUUUGCAUAUAAUUGUGGGGUUAUGCAAAGUUAGUGAUGAGAGAAAUAGUCAGUGUUUCAGGUCAAUGACCUCUCAUCAGAACUUGGAAAAAUUAGAAAUCAAACAUGUUAUAAGUUGCAGAAUGGUGGACAGAACAAAGGGUAUUAACUAAAGGAGUCUAAAUGACACAAGUGGUGGUUGUCCCAGCUGAGAGAAACAUGUGAAAACUGUUAAUUGCAGAUCAACCUGGAAGAGAUGUAAAAGUUGAUGAAUGUCAAGAGGGGACAGAAAUAAUGCUGGAACUAUAAGACAAACAAUGGAGAAAUAACAUAUUGCAGAUAAUGGAAAUCUGAAAUAAAAACCUGAAUUCUCUAAUACUCGGGUCAAGCAGCAUCUUGACCCAUUGUCCAUCUGGAAUAGGAAGAAUCAAGCAGUUGGUAUUUAACUGGCUAAGGCAGCAUUAGGUAAACAGAAGAAAAGGACUGCAGAGUGGUGCAGGUAGAAGAGGUGCUUCCUCUGCUCCAACAACCUGGGUUCAGUGCUGAUCUCCAAUGAUGAACUUGUGGAAUUUGCAUGUUCCCUCUGUGACUACAUAUCUCCUCCAAGUGUUCUGAUUUUCCUUCCACAUACUGUAAAAGUGCAGGUUGGUGGGUUAAUUGGCCACUACAAAUUGCCUCCGGUAAGUGGAUGAGUGAUUAAAAUAUUGGUCGUGUGGAUUGAUGGAAAUGAGUGGAAAAUUAAUAUGGCAUGGGAUAAUUGGGUGCUCAAUGGUCAGUGAAGACUCAGGAGGCUAAAGGAUCUGCUUCUAUGUUGCAUGACUCUGAUAGUUGGGGCAGAUCAAAUUUUGGAGAUGAAUACAAACCUCCCCAUAACACUUAAAUAUUGAAGUAAGGAUGUUUAUAUGACUAUAUGCUGGAGAAACAUGCCAACUACCUGGCCCUCAUGACCACACUGGAAGCUUCAGCAUAGUCAGAGAGAAAUAUCUAAGAGGCAGGAUGUGGCCCACAGGCCAUGUGUUGUGCACAAUGGCCAGGGCUAUUUGUUGCUGUUUGCAAAGGUUGUAAAAAUUUGGCUCAAUUUCAUUCACCUCUUUUGGAAACCACACGCCAAUCCUGAUGUAAAGUAGUGGACAGAUGAUCUUUCUGAUAAUGGCACUCUGAAACCAUUACAGAGAUACAUUGUCCUUGGCAAAUCUAUCAUUUUGCUGUGAAACUGACACUAAUUUCUGGAGUAGGCAUAUGUGGAAUAAGUUGCUGUCAGAUUUCCUGCUCCACCUUGCAAGCUGUUACUUAAAUAAUUGCCAAAAUCUAAUAGAUGACAGCUUAAGGGGUAUGAACUUUUCUUAAACUAAUUUGUUUUGCGUAAGGUAAAAAGAGUCUUCAAUGAUACAUUAGACUUUUGUAAUGUUUAUAAGCUUCUCUGGCCUCAAAGCAUGUGGACUGUAAUAUUAAAAUGGGAUUUUAAUUUUAGGUUUGGUAUUUUGGCUCUUAAUUUUGCAUUUCAAUGUUUAUUUUAUCCUGUGAAAUGUUUAAAAAAUUUACCUAUUGUGAAUUUCCUGGUUUGCUGUCUGAAUUUUUUCAAUGCGAUUGUGUACACAGAGUGAGUGCUAGCACCAAUGUUGGGCAUUAGGGAUGCCUAUAAAAGAUGCUUCUAAGCAACUGAUUGUCAGAUGAAAACCAUACCAGAGGUCAUUAGAUUUGGCUAAGCAGCUUCCUGUGGCAUCAGCAACGUGUGUUGUUUCUGAGCCACUGUCACUGAUGAUUUUCCCCUUCAAGUCUACCAGAAAAAUGUUACUCAAUGCCAUGAGCUGUUUGCCAACAAUUUGUGGUGCACCAAUGUUGUCUGACAUUCAACUCGCUAAUUGCAUUUUUUUCCCGAUGGUGUCCUCCACGCUUUUUUUUCUUUGGUUAUGCAAAAGUAAAGUUGGAUACCACUGACGUUUCAAAUGGAAAUGUUCUGAAUCAGUGUGGUCUCUAAUUGAGGCAAUUUGCAAAGCACCUUUUCUCUCCCCCCCCCCCCCC